Messenger RNA from Herpailurus yagouaroundi (jaguarundi), 2173 nucleotides. Its product is annotated as IQ domain-containing protein F5-like. The coding region runs from base 332 to 916 and encodes 194 amino acids. The transcript is spliced from 4 exons. NCBI's taxonomy places the organism in Eukaryota, Metazoa, Chordata, Mammalia, Carnivora, Felidae. Gene Ontology annotation, molecular function: calmodulin binding. The record is from RefSeq and is a predicted model, not a curated record.
UGGCUGCGGAGCCACAAGCUGGAUCCGGGCCUCAGGGGCUCCUCGCCCCUCCUCUGUCCCUGGAAUGCGCGCAGCCGCCAUCCGACUGCGGGAGCCAUUUUCAAGCAGGAGGCCUGGAGAGAGCAAUGUGGCGCUGAGAACUUCUGAACGGGGCUAAGGCCUCAGAUCCUGCAGGGUCAAAGACAAGCCUGGACCAGCCUCUCAUCGCAGAGUGGAAAGCCUUAAUUACCUUGAGCCUGGCGAGCAGUUUGGAAUUCUGCAUCACCAUCCCCAGAAGGAUGGCCAGUUUUGUGAAAUCACAAUAGAAGAAGACAUUGAUGAAACCAGAUCAAUGAAGAAGAAAGAGAAAAAGAAAAAAAUACAGCCUUCACCCACACCGCCACCCCCUCCACCAAAGAAAAAGAAGCUCCCUGACCAAGAACAGAAAGCCAUACAGAUCCAGGCCUGGUGGCAGGGCACCCUGGUGCGCAGGACAUUGCUGCAUGCGACACUCAGAGCAUGGAUCAUUCAGGAGUGGUGGAAGAUGACACUGGCAAAGCUGCUGGAAAAGAGGAAACGAGCAGCCCUAGAGUCCUACGCUCAGCAAGAACGGGCAGUGGUCAAGCUACAGUCCUUGGUCCGCAUGUGGCACAUACGCCAGCGAUAUUGCCGUUUGCUCCAUGCUGCCCACAUCAUUCAGCUGUAUUGGCGCUGGCAUAAUUGCCAUAGCCGUGGCUUUUUCCAGGGCAGCUAUGACCUCACAGCAUCCCAUCUGGGACUAGAACUCGAGAUUUUUCUGGGGUCACAGAUUUGUCAGAUUACAGACUGCAUCCCCUUCCCAAUAAAGAGCUACUCAGGUCUGCUCCAACUCUGUGUCACCAGAUCUCUGUCACAAGCUCCAGGAGGUCCUGUGUCAGCAAAGGGUCAGGGAAAAUGAUGGCAGAUACCGGGCAUGUCACGGUCCGCUCUGAGGAAGUGGCAGAGGUCAUCUGGGGUCCCUUGUGGAAAAGGAUUCUAACUACCAGGUUCUGGGUGAGGGGGAUCUGUAAUUGAUUAGCAAUGUCUGCCAUGGGUAGGAGAGUUGGGGAUGCAGGGCCACCAACUCCACCAACUCCAGGGAGACUCCUUCACACUGUGGUCCAUAUAAAUGGUACCUCCUAUAGUUAUGCCACAUGGAGGUUGUGUCCCCUGAUGCCCUUAAUUCUUCCAUGUCUUCCCAUUAAAUGUAGAACAAUUCAAAAAGCCCUCCCAUGGUCUAGAUAAGCCUGCAGGGUCUGGCCCUUACCACGUCGCCCUCUCCAUGUCCUCCUUGGCCCACCCUGCUAUUCAGACCUCCCCCGCACAUUCCCAUCUCAGCAGUUUGCACCUGCAGCCUCCUCUCCUUGGAUGCUCUUACCAGGUGGAGCUCCCCCUCCGUUCAGGUGUGUCUCCGUUCAGGUGCUCCACUCUCUCUCCUCAAGGAGACCUUCUUUGACCACCUUAUUGAAAUGCCUUCCCCACCUUACUGUACGCUCUAGCUCCUGACUCUGCUUUCCUCUUUUCAAAGUUCCCAUCACUACCCAAGGUUAUCUUGCCUCAUUUUCUAUUUUCUGUUGCCCCCACUAGAGGAUGAGCUUCAGGAGAAUAAGGACUCUGGGUUCAAAUCUGUGUUCCCAGAACCUAGGUCAGUAGGUUCUGUUUCUUCAUCUCUCUCCCUUUCCAAUAUGUUAUUGUAUGUAUAUUUUAGGUUUUGUAUAUCAUGUCAUUUUGUCAUCUUAAAAAAAAAAAAGUCCCUUUCUGGGUUGGGAGACACUGCCCCGCCCAGGUCUAGCCAGUUAGUUCUUAGAGAUAGCUAAGGACUCAUCCCAGAGCACGCCUUUCAUCUGCAAGCUAACCUAUUCAGGGAGGUACCUCCUUUCUCUCUGUCCUCUACACCCCAGAGGGCUGCAUUUCUCUGCCUUAAUUAUCCCAAGCCAGGUACUAGGCACCUGCCCACCCCCAACAGCUUAGGGGCCACAGAAAACACUCAAACCAGUCCAUUCUAAACUGUUACCCUUUCCUGCCUUGCCUUUCCUACUCCGACAUAGGCCAUGGGAAAAGUUUUUCCCUCAUCCUUGUCUUCUGCCACCUGACAAAAACCUGAUGACCCUGUGUGACAUGCGAUGACCUCUUCUUUGAGACAUUGAAGUAUAAUAAACUUUAUUUUGUGCUUCUA